Molecule: messenger RNA, 2754 nt
Organism: Cololabis saira (Pacific saury)
Lineage: Eukaryota; Metazoa; Chordata; Actinopteri; Beloniformes; Belonidae
Gene: med20
Product: mediator complex subunit 20
Exons: 4
Coding region: 47-745 (232 amino acids)
Biological process (GO): regulation of transcription by RNA polymerase II
Cellular component (GO): mediator complex
Molecular function (GO): transcription coactivator activity
Source: RefSeq, a predicted model, not a curated record
ACUUUAUUUAAAAUGUAAGAUAAAAAAGCUAAUUUAACAUAACCGGAUGACCAAUCGUGUAACCGGAUGUAGUACGGACAGAUUGACUGUAACACCCAAAGAAACAUCAAUGGGGGUAACUUGUGUGUGCCAGGUCCCUGUGACUGAGGGGAAGAGUGUGCAGCAGACUGUGGACCUCCUGCACAAAAAGCUGGAGCAGUUGGGAGCCGUGAAGCAGGGCAGCUUCUGUGUCGACUGUGAGACGUACCAUGCUACAGGAAAUGUCCCUGGUCAGCCGUCCAAGCUCUUGUACGUCAUGCACAACUCUGAAACUCCCCUGAGCUGCAUGGCUCUGUUUGAAGGAGGACCCUGCCUCGUAGCAGAUGCAAACUUUGACGUUCUCAUGGUGAAGCUCAAAAGUCAUUUCCAGAAUGCCAAGGGACACAAGGUUGAGUGCCGCGGUUCGAGAUAUCGCUACUGUGACUUCUUAAUAAAGGUCGGCGUAGUGACGAUGAGCUCCAGUGCCAGAGGGAUAUCAGUGGAGGUGGAAUACUGUCCCUGCGUGGUUCCUGGGGACUGCUGGAACCUCGUGAAGGAAUUCAUGCAAUCUUUUCUCGGCUCAAAUGUCCCUGAACUUCCAUCUGUGUUUGCUAGCAAACCUGAGGGUCUCUUCGCACCAGCAGAUUGCACUGACACCAUGGCUCAGUAUUUAGAGCUGUUCAACAAACUUCGCAAGCUGCAGAUGCCAGGAAGUAAUGUGCGUUGAGUUGGCAGUGGAGAUGUGCAUCUAUAUUUUUUUAUUUUUCUAUUAAUGUUGCAUCUGGUCACAUAAACAUUCUGUUAUCUGGGAGUUUUUGAAAGACUGGCAUUUUAAUAAUUUUUUUCCACUUCUAAAACACAUUUUGUAUUAAAAAUACCUGGUGGAGACAUCCAGGCACUGUUAAGAGAUGUUGUAAGAGCUAUGUUUAUAUCUGACAGUAAAAGUUGGAACAUUUUUAUUUUAAGAUGUUUUCUUACUGGUGACACUCAAGUGGUGAGACAGGAAAGUGGCCAGGAAGACAUGCAGCAAAGAACCACAUGGAAAUCUAAGAUUCCCAGUUCUGGUAGGUACACUGGGGUGUAUCACCUCAUUUUGAAAUGGUAAUUAUGUUAAGGUUAUAUGGAAAGAUUGAGAGAUAAGACCCUAAAAACAUCAUUGAAGUCCAAACUGACGACUGAUAGGCACAAAUUUAUCAAAAAGAAAACAUCUAAAUAACUCGGAGCAGCUCCUGCACAACACACAGUAUACACUUUCAUGAGAUUACCAGGAACACUCCCACCUCAAUGUUAGGAUGUGGGUGAAAAAGAUACAAACAACUAUCCAUCAAUUCUCUUGUUCUGUCUGCGGGGAACUUCUCUUAAUCAGAAGGAACUUAUUAAGGGAUUAAAUGUAGGCAUAAAUGGUUUAUAACUUGUUGGGAUGGUCUGAUAGUUGAUCAAUUCACAUUUCUAAAUUUAAUUUGCUAAAUAUCAUCAAAAACAUUCAUAAAGGAAACAUAUUUCCUACCUACUGUUUGUGUCCCGUAUCAUUAUUUGACUUCUCUUGGUUCAACGUGAUUCAAGAAUCCAAACUGAGUUCAUGUGACUCCCAUGCAGCACAGGCAGCACCUUAUCCAGAACAGGCUGCACUCAGCAGUGCAAGAUCUCUAAGUCCCUAACUCUUGUGCUUUCAAACGAAGCAUCGCAGAUGAAAAUGUUGUGCUGCUUAUUGAUAAUGUCUCAAAGGAUUUGUGAGCAUUAAAGUUAAAAAUAUUGUGAUCCUUGCGCAGCUCUUGCAGAUGUUCGGAGCUGCAAACAAGCCGAGUAGUCUGGUGAUGCUUUUAUUUGAAGUCAUAUCACAGAACAACAACAUUUUGUUUGAUAAAAUCUAAAUACCUGUGAAGUCAUCUCUUUUAUUUUUCUGCUGUUUCCACAUUGUGACACAUAAAUUCCUUAACAUUUUGGGAAAGGUGCUUUUAUUGAAGUUCAUAAGUGAUUUUUCCCAAGUAAACUUAACAUGUUAAACAGUUGAUUUAACUGUUCAACUUAUUUACUGUGACAGGACCCAUACAUUAUGAAAGACACAAAGUUAAUUUAAUGCCCAUGACAAAUUCUGUUUCAUGAUGUCAGGCAUUUAUGAAGUUAGUGUGAGGUUGGAACAACGUUGUAUUCCAACAUUUGAUUAUAAUCAGAUUAUGAUACACAUUUAAAAAUUGGGUUUACGCUAAAAACGUUGGCCAGGAUUGACUUUAAUACAACGUCCCAGUGUCAGCUGAACCGUCCGACAAUCAAUAAAGCAGAGCGGCUUCUUACUUACCAAAGUUGCACUAAAACAUUUUGACAGAUUAUUGAGCUCAGUGUACAACAUAAAACUGGUUCGAGGUCAGUUGACACAAGAUUUAUACAUGAGGCUCACCUGAUUAUAGGGCACACUGCCGAUUUUUAAGAAAAAUUAUGGAUUUUAAGUGCGCCUUAUUGUGCGGAAAAUACAGAACUCAAUUUGUCCUUGGUUGGGGGUCCUAUUGGUCCUACACCUCUGUAUUUAUGUGUAAGUUUGAUAAACUUAGCUUGAAUGGAGCCUAAACUGAAUUGUCUGACUGAAAUGCAAAGCUAUUGAGCUACAGAAGCAACUUCUGCUAAUUAAAACUAUAAGAUAUACAGUUGCAAGAAGACGUUUACGGAGUAUUAAGAAAAAUAGAUGAACUUUUUUUGUCUCUAGUAAAGAUAGUAAAGUUGAGGAAGUUUUCCUGUUGUUGG